This is a messenger RNA of Penicillium olsonii, 240 nucleotides long. The record is from the annotation of a GenBank genome assembly. Lineage: Eukaryota; Fungi; Ascomycota; Eurotiomycetes; Eurotiales; Aspergillaceae.
AUGCCUUCCGAAGUCUCCGAUAUCAAGCAGUUCAUUGAGAUCUGCCGCCGCAAGGACGCCUCCUCUGCCGGUAUCAAGAAGAACCGCAAGACCCAGCAGACCAAGUUCAAGGUCCGCUGCUCCACCAACCUCUACACCCUUGUCCUCAAGGACUCCGACAAGGCCGACAAGCUCAAGCAGUCUCUCCCCCCUGCCCUCAAGGUCGUCGACGUCUCCAAGGGCACCAAGAAGUCCAACUAA